This is a messenger RNA of Ectocarpus sp. CCAP 1310/34, 1049 nucleotides long. NCBI's taxonomy places the organism in Eukaryota, Phaeophyceae, Ectocarpales, Ectocarpaceae. The record is from the annotation of a GenBank genome assembly.
UUCAACCGCGGUGAACUGUUGUCCUACUCACACUGCAGCGGGUGGUCCAAGAAUUGUCCGAAAUCUUGCUCUGUGGGCGCAUAACCAGAGCUGCCUCUCAGUAGAGCCGGUACACCAGGAUUGAAGGGGUGCAGCGCACCCAAGCAGCCCAAAACAGCGGGGGCUGGGCUUGUUCCGAUUGUUAGCGUGUUGGCUGCAUAGCUGAGGACUUCGUCUUUCUCCAGCACUUUGUUUCACUGGGGAUUUCGUCCUAUCGGCUACGAAAUCGUCUAUUCGGUCAGCAGCAAAAAAACGGUCAAAUUGAUUGUUUUUGGGGGGUUCGCACCAGAUGACCCGCGGCUUUCUCGGUUCCUGUGGGAGAUCUGUGCAUGGCAAAGAAGCGCCAGGAGGGGGGCUAGGCCUGUGCUUUGCCUGUGGACGUCCCGGCAGCCGCGACGGGUGCUCGAGCAGGUGAAAGCACGUUAGACAGGGGAAAAUUGGGCGGAGCUGGGCGAGUGGUUUGCCAUAGUCUAGUAGGGGAAGAGUGGCCUCAUGAGCGCGACCUCUGUGGAGACCCUCUCAAGGUGCGAGCUCUUCUGGAACACGUGGAUGUAAAAGGCGGCGUGCUCGAUUGCUGUGGCGCCGGACAGGACGCAGUCAGCACGGUGCUGACAGCGCGCGGUCUUCGUGUUGCUACGAACGACUUAAGCCCCACAUAAGCAUAUGUGUGUCUUGCGGCCUCUUUCGAGGCCACCACGCGCGGGUGUACAUGCUGGCUUCCUAGACUCCGAGCCCCCCACCCUGCUGGCAGGUCUACCGUUGUCUAAAAAAUCACACCACGGUUGAUUUAUUGUCUGCAUGAACGAAGUGUUUCAUAGCGUUUUGUUUCUUGGCAGCGUGAACGAUGUGUUUCACGAUUUUUUAUUUUAUUUUUUACAGGGAAGUGAUGUGUCCCAAAACACAGCGCUUCUGGCAAGUACCUGGACGAAAAAUCCCCAGAAACUGAUGAAGCUUUUAUAAAUCCCAAACAAUACUGUAUAACUAACACAACCCCAACUCCCGGUCUUUCC